Messenger RNA from Necator americanus (New World hookworm), 333 nucleotides. RefSeq lists its product as uncharacterized. The transcript has a single exon. The record is from RefSeq and is a predicted model, not a curated record. Bases 1 to 333 code for a protein of 110 amino acids. NCBI's taxonomy places the organism in Eukaryota, Metazoa, Nematoda, Chromadorea, Rhabditida, Ancylostomatidae.
AUGAGAGCAGCAUGGGCAGCAUUCGCAGCCGUCAGGGAAGCUACGGACCAACUGACGGACCAAGAUCUUCGUGCCCAUCUGUUCGACUCGACAGUCCUUCCAGCGCUCUGUUACGCAGCGGAGACGUGGGCAGACACCGUGACCACGUCUAAGAAGCUACUUACCACCCACAGAGCCCUUGAGAGAUGUCUCCUAAAGAUUAACCAGCGCAAACAACACCUUGCCGGUCUUCGUAGCUCCGACUUAAAAGGAAUGUCUCGUCUUCGCGACCCAGCGGAAUAUGUAUCGAAAGCAAAACAUAGAUGGGUCGGUCUUGAGAAGAAUCGACGAUAG